This is a messenger RNA of Scutellospora calospora, 174 nucleotides long. NCBI's taxonomy places the organism in Eukaryota, Fungi, Glomeromycota, Glomeromycetes, Diversisporales, Gigasporaceae. The record is from the annotation of a GenBank genome assembly.
AUGUUGUCGGAAGAGAAAAUAAAUAAACUAAAGAAACUUCGACAUAGCGAAUACUGGAAACAAACGUGUGAAGAAUGGGAAAUAUCGUCAUGGGACGUGUUUUACCAAAGAAAAUACCCCGAAACAAAAGAAAUAGAGAGGAAAUCUCACAGUGCCUUGGCGAGCGAUUUGAAA